AUGGCGUCCGCGUUUGGUGGAGGGGCUGUGGAUCCCGAGACUCUGUACACGAAGCAGGCCUGCAUUGGCGGUGGCAGCUUUGGCAAGGUGUACAAGGGUGUCGAGAAACGUACUGGUCAAGCCGUGGCCAUCAAGGUCAUUGAUGUCGAGAAUGCAGAAGACGAGGUCGACGAUAUCAUACAGGAGAUCUCCAUCCUCUCUGGCCUCAACUCCCCAUACACCACAAAGUACUAUGGCUCCUAUCUCAAAGGCUCUGACCUGUGGAUCAUCAUGGAAUACUGCUCUGGUGGUAGUUGUGGCAACCUCAUGAGACCUGGUAGCAUUCCCGAGGAGUACAUCAUCAUCAUCAUCCGCGAAUUGCUCAUGGGUCUGGAAUAUCUACACAACGACAACAAACUCCACAGAGAUAUCAAGGCUGCAAACGUCCUUCUUGGCUCAAACGGCCAAGUAAAGCUUGCCGACUUUGGUGUCUCCGGACAGCUCUCUGCUACUAUGACAAAGAAGAAUACCUUUGUGGGCACUCCCUUUUGGAUGGCUCCGGAAGUCAUCAAACAAUCAGGAUACGACCACAAGGCUGACAUUUGGUCUCUUGGUAUCACCGCUCUGGAGCUGGCCUACGGAGAGCCUCCGUACGCAGACAUUCAUCCUAUGAAAGUCCUCUUUCUCAUUCCCAAGAACCCCCCUCCCCAGCUCGAAGGCAACUUCAGCCAGGCCUUCAAGGAUUUCGUCAAUCUUUGUUUGCGUAAAGAGCCGAAAGAGAGACCAAGCGCUAAGGAACUCCUCAAACACCCAUGGAUUCGCAGGGCUAAGAGGACUACAUAUUUGACCGAGCUGAUUGAAAGAUAUGAAAGGUGGCAGACGCGUCACGGUGAACGCGAAGAGGACGAUGAGGAUUCUCGCGAGCCAUCACCACCUCGUAGUUCCGAGGAAGAAGACCUGUGGGAUUUUGGUACAGUCCGACCCCUGUCGCGGAGAGCACCGGGGCUGAAAAUCAUGAACGAGGCCGCUAUGAACACCCGCAAUCAGACUGCCGAGCAACAAUCUCCCACUAAGCAGACUGGUCAUAGGGCAGGAGAAGAAAAUUCUAGUCGUCGCACCGUUCGAGCGGCUCCCAAUAUGCCACCCCCGCCAUUACCUAGAGAUCUCUCCCCUUCCAAACGACCAACCUCAUCAUCGGACAUGGUGCCCCCUUCACCCAGUGUUGCUGCUCGUGUCCCACUACCGGCGUCACCUAUCAAGAAGGUGCCACAAACACCUCCCGAGACUCCACGCACGCCACAAUCGACAACCUCGAGACACAUGGCCAGUCAACCGCAAUUCAAGUCGACGCCGCAGCAGAUCAACGACGAUUUCAUACAGCAAUCCAUCGCUGCAGACAUGUCUUCCUACAUGAAGGGCCUCUCUCUGAAUGAUAGAGCAAACGAGCAAGCCCGACCUUCGACACCAGCUGCACAAAAGCAGGCCAGCACAUCAAACUAUGGCCCAUCGAGAUCGCCCGAAAAAUCAAACGCUAGCCCCUUUCCGCUCGAGAGAACGUCAUCUUCGUUGAGUGUCCAACAACAGCAAGUGCAAUUGCAACAGCAACAACCUCAACCUCGAGCUCCACCACAGCAGCAGCCCCUGCCGUCACUCGCGCCUCGCAGACCGAGUCCGCCUGCUUGGCCCGGAACUACCGGAGCUUCAAAGUUCCAGGUGCCAGAAGCUCAAGCUAGGUCUAGGCAAGAUUCCGACACUCAGUCCAGAUUGCGAUACGAUUCAGAUGCUCAGAGUAGACUGAGACAGAACUCGGACGCUCAACUCAGAAACCGACAAGGCUCAGACGCCCAGCUGAAGACACAGCAGUCAUUUGAUUCCAUGCAGAGCAGCUCAUCAAGCAGCAGACCCUCGUCGUCUUCUUCGGCUUCAAUGACCGGGCCUUCGCCUCCAGCACAGCCCUCGAACGACGAGAUCACUGCUCUAUCAGGCGUUGUAAUCCCUGCUCUCGAAGCCGCUCUCCACCGCCGCGCAUACCAGCUCUCGAUGCUGCAAAAGUCAGCCACCGCGCAAUCAAAGUCCACACCUACUCCCCAGGACAUCAUGCUCAAGAGACAGGCACACGAACAGAUCCGUAGAUUGGUCUCGAAAGUGGGACGUCUCAUGAAGGACAUUGAUCACUGGGACAGCGUUGCACCGGUCGGCAUGGGCGAAGGUGUAGAAGGAUUUCUCGAGGGUGUUUUGGAGGAGAUUUUGUGCCGAGUGGAAGCCGAGGAUGCUUGA
Aureobasidium subglaciale EXF-2481 is the source of this 2256-nucleotide messenger RNA. RefSeq lists its product as uncharacterized. Gene Ontology annotation, molecular function: ATP binding; protein kinase activity. The coding region runs from base 1 to 2256 and encodes 751 amino acids. The transcript has 3 exons. NCBI's taxonomy places the organism in Eukaryota, Fungi, Ascomycota, Dothideomycetes, Dothideales, Saccotheciaceae. Gene Ontology annotation, biological process: protein phosphorylation. The record is from RefSeq and is a predicted model, not a curated record.